Drosophila santomea is the source of this 1316-nucleotide messenger RNA. RefSeq names its product L-asparaginase-like protein GE13669. Lineage: Eukaryota; Metazoa; Arthropoda; Insecta; Diptera; Drosophilidae. The transcript has a single exon. Gene Ontology annotation, biological process: protein deglycosylation. Gene Ontology annotation, molecular function: N4-(beta-N-acetylglucosaminyl)-L-asparaginase activity. Gene Ontology annotation, cellular component: lysosome. The record is from RefSeq and is a predicted model, not a curated record. Bases 1 to 1200 code for a protein of 399 amino acids.
AUGUUGGCGCAAAGCUGUUGCCUUCGACUGCUGAUCCUCCUCCUUCUGUUCAAAUCAACCUGCAGCGUUCGGGAAAAAUCGCACAAAUAUUUCAAGAACCGAAAAUUGCGAGAGAGAAGGAUCAAAUUGUACGGCACCAAGAAGACUGAGAUUCAACCACUGUUGAUUAGUACGUGGAACUAUACGGAUGCCAAUUUGCAGGCAUGGAGUGUGUUGAAGCAAGGACCUCGCAGGACUCGUAUGGCCGUGAUGCAGGGUUGCAUGGCCUGUCAGAAUCAGCGAUGUGGACGCCUACUGGCCGGAGGAUCUUCGCCAGACUCGGAGGGAACACUCACCCUGGAGGCGGCCAUUAUGGAUGGAGAACACUUGGAGUACGGUGCAGUGGCCGCAAUGGAAGGAGCUCGGAAUGCCAUUCUAGUGGCCGAUGCCGUUCUCAGAUACACCAAACAUUCGGUUCUGGUCGGAAAAAGUGCCACAAAAUUUGCCAGAUCUUUGGGUUACAAGGAGGAGUUCCUCACGGAUGGGCGAACAAAAAGUGUCUGGAAAAAGUGGCGUUCACACGGCUGUCAACCGAAUUUCUGGCGGGAUGUACGUCCGCCGCCAACGAAAAACUGUGGUCCAUACACACCAUUGCCCGAGCACCUGCAUCAGGAUCCGAUGCACCAGGAGUAUGCCAUCACACAGGGUCAACACGAUCAGCUGGCCUUCUUGGCCCUGGAUGCGGAGGGUAAAUUCCAUGUGGCCAGCCAAUCGAGUGGCGCCCAAUUUCGGAUUCCCGGCCGAGUGGGUGAUGCGGCGGUGCCUGGUGCCGGGAUCUAUGCGGAUAACGAUGUGGGUGGUGCGGUGGCCAGUGGCGAUGGUGAUGUCCUAAUGCGGCACCUGCCCGCCUUCCUGGCCGUCGAAGCAAUGCGAGCGGGCAAGCGACCGGACCAGGCCGCCGAGUGGGUGGUGCAACGCCUGCUGCGACACAAUACGGAAUUCAAUGGAGCCGUGGUGGUGGUCAACCGACGGGGCAUCUAUGCCGCCGCCUGUGCCGGACUCGACGAGUUCCAUUUCGUGGUCAGUGGGGGCAAGGGAUACCUCAUCAUGGCGCGCGUGGAGCGGAUCAAGUGCUUGGAGCGCGAGGAUGAAGUCGUAGAUGAUGGACCCAAGGGACUGUUUCCCACCAUACCCGAAAAACAAGCGGUUCCCAGAGGGUAGAAAUCUACUUAGUAUUUUCUAUGCCUACAGUACAACUUCUACCAUAUUAUCCUUAAACAGCACUACUUGUUAAACAGUUGCUUAAAAGACCAUUAGCUAUAAGGUAUAAUUUUCCU